This is a messenger RNA of Rhizopus microsporus ATCC 52813, 300 nucleotides long. RefSeq lists its product as uncharacterized. The transcript has 3 exons. The record is from RefSeq and is a predicted model, not a curated record. Lineage: Eukaryota; Fungi; Mucoromycota; Mucoromycetes; Mucorales; Rhizopodaceae. Bases 1 to 300 code for a protein of 99 amino acids.
AUGUUUUCUAGAGUCAUCGCACGUUCAUCUAGACUUUCUUGUCGCCCCGCCUUUAUUCGUCGUGGAGGCCACGGUACUCCUUCUUACAACGAACCUGGAGGAUAUCUCUUUAACGAAAAAGUCCGUGUUAAGGAAGACUGGGAGAAUAUGUACUAUAUGGGUAUGGGAGGAGGUUUUCUUGCCAUUGCUGUUGCUUUAUACUAUAAGCCUGAUACAAGUGUUGUCACUUGGGCCAAGAAGGAAGCUGAAAAGUCAUUAAAAGAAAAGGGCAUCUCUCUUGAAUACACCAAGACUGCAUAA